ACCCCCGACACCGACGAUCUCAGCAAGGCUGAGGCAGUGGCGGCUGUAAACGCCGCCGGCGUUGGUCAAUCAGAAAUCGCUGCAGAUGCGGAUGAGGCUGUGAGUGACGCCAAGACGGGAGGAAAUGCCACAGAUACGACGGAGACAAAUGCCACAGAUACUGAAAGUGCUGUCCCCGAGUCUACUUUGGCUGGCGCUGCUUUGGGUAUUGCUGCUGCCGAUGCGGCGGUGGAUACGGAGGAUUCUAAG
Messenger RNA from Sphaeroforma arctica JP610, 249 nucleotides. RefSeq lists its product as hypothetical. NCBI's taxonomy places the organism in Eukaryota, Ichthyosporea, Ichthyophonida. The transcript has a single exon. The annotation marks the transcript as partial. The record is from RefSeq and is a predicted model, not a curated record.